Messenger RNA from Fukomys damarensis (Damara mole-rat), 961 nucleotides. RefSeq names its product testis-expressed protein 47. The record is from RefSeq and is a predicted model, not a curated record. The coding region runs from base 164 to 925 and encodes 253 amino acids. NCBI's taxonomy places the organism in Eukaryota, Metazoa, Chordata, Mammalia, Rodentia, Bathyergidae. The transcript has 2 exons.
GGAAGGCAGAAGGCCCAGAGCUCUGGCAGUUGAAAGCCUCAUGGAGGACAAGCAAGCAGGACCCCAGAAGGAAUAAAAAUAAGAAUUCACCACUCAAGAGGUCUCCUGAUAGUGUAAUUAUUGUGACUGCUAAAAAUCAGAAUCAUCUAAAGAAUCAGUAAGCAUGGCCUUCACAGCCCAUAGUUGGAAGAGCAACGAAAGAUCUUUCCCACUGGCAGCUCUUCUGAGGCCACAGGUGCCCCGUGGCAAUUACCUGCACCUUCUGGAAGAGAAACAAAGACUGCAGCUGAAGAAAUUCCUCCUUCACAGGAUGUUUCUGGUGGCCAACAUACAAGCGAACAUGGAGAAAAAAGAAAUUGCUGAGUACCAUGAUCAGGUGUUUCAGUCGAUCUUGAAACAUCACCUAGGCGAGGCCGUGACAGGGUUAUUGCUCAUCUACCCCACUUCCGUGCUGCAUAUCCUCGAAUCCUCCAGCGGAACUCUUCACCAAAUCCUCUUAGAUUAUUUCAACCAUGAAAGGGGUGAAACAGAAUUUUGGGUUCAAAAAAUGAAAAUUGUAGUCAUUUCUCACAACAUCCCCACGAGACUCUUCAUGCAGUGGUGUGUUUCGGUGGUGAAAGUGCCAGUCCUGUAUCUUGACGACAUGACACAGUCCCAGUCUCUGGAAGAGGUCGUCACGGAUUUUUUCAUCCAGACUCAUAAGCUGGCACUCUACCUUUUUAAGACUGUCAAAGUGGGCACUAAAGGACCAGGUGAUAGCUUGUACCAGACUGCGCCUGACCUGCUCCCCCCAGAACAGAUCAUAAAGUAUCUCUGCAAAUCUGAAGAAUUCAUGGACCCGGCAACAUUCCUAAACAUGUACGACAAACCCAUGUAUAUCACCUCGGAUUCUGAGCUCGUGUGGCCCGCUCCCUCCAGCUUCUAGGAUACAAAGAGAUAGUAUAGUCAGGUCUCUCAAGGG